AUGUCAAACUUCAUUUCCGGGAUAAAUGCCCGCUUCCGAGGCUCCUCGGGCCGUACCGAGAGGAGCCCCGGCCCGGCUGAGGGACCCCUCCAGCCGCCUCCCGGAUCUUCAUCACCAGCGGCAACGCCAACGCCUGCAGGCGCUGUUGCAUCGGGGCCCCUGCCUUUUGAUGGACCUGUGUCCAGCUGGCCACGGCCUCUGCCUGCCUGGCUGAGCCGCCCCUGUGCGAAGCACAUUGUCAAGGGCAAUUUCAUGACGCUCAGCGCGAGGCCCAAGACAGUUGACCAGGGCGAGUGGAUAGCUCAUCAGGUUGUCGAACACUAUAGGGUGCUGUGGAACUUUGUACGCGUGGUGGUUGAGAAGGAUGAGGAUGGCACAUCAAUCUGCAACCGUCAAAGCUGCCCCAAAAUGUCAGCUGGAAGCAGCACCUCAUACACCUGGCUGAACAGCCGUCACGAGCCAGUCGAGCUACCUGCAUACGAGUACAUGACCCUUAUGCAGCGCUGGAUCUCAGGAAAGAUUGAUGACACAAAUCUCUUCCCGUCAGACCCAGCUGGUGUGUCCUCAGCACCUUAUGCUGAUGCGGCCAACCCCGACGCCAAUGGGGCCGAUGACUACAUCGGCAGGCGGAGUGGGUUCCCAAAAGAGUUCCCUGGCAUCUGCCGCACUAUCUUCCUCCAGAUGUUCCGCGUUUACGCUCAUCUGUACUGGGACCACUUCCUCGACCCAUUCUAUCAGCUGAACCUGGAGAAGCAACUCAACAGCUGCUUCAGCCAUUUUGUCUUGACGGCAACAACGCUGGACUUGCUGAGACCGGAGGAUCUCGAGCCUAUGAAGCCACUCGUGGAUAUGUGGGCUGCUGACGGCACGCUGCCGCCAGAUAGCAAGGCUUAUGGGUUUGCAGACUUGAAGCAGGGCAAGGAGCUCGUGGACCUCAGUGCUGCUGCAGCAUGA
This is a messenger RNA of Emericellopsis cladophorae, 954 nucleotides long. RefSeq names its product Maintenance of ploidy protein-like protein. The record is from RefSeq and is a predicted model, not a curated record. Gene Ontology annotation, molecular function: protein kinase activator activity. The transcript has 3 exons. Gene Ontology annotation, biological process: positive regulation of protein phosphorylation; signal transduction; cell division. The coding region runs from base 1 to 954 and encodes 317 amino acids. NCBI's taxonomy places the organism in Eukaryota, Fungi, Ascomycota, Sordariomycetes, Hypocreales, Bionectriaceae. Gene Ontology annotation, cellular component: nucleus; cytoplasm.